AUGGCGUCUCGGUAUGACCGGGCGAUCACUGUCUUCUCUCCAGACGGACACCUAUUUCAAGUGGAAUAUGCCCAGGAAGCGGUAAAGAAAGGCUCCACCGCGGUUGGAAUUCGAGGUACUAAUAUAGUUGUGCUCGGGGUCGAAAAAAAAUCCGUUGCCAAGCUUCAAGAUGAAAGAACUGUGAGGAAGAUUUGUGCCCUUGAUGACCACGUCUGCAUGGCUUUUGCAGGGCUGACUGCUGAUGCGAGAGUCGUCAUAAACAGAGCGCGUGUGGAGUGCCAGAGUCAUAAGCUUACAGUUGAGGACCCAGUCACUGUCGAAUAUAUAACUCGCUUCAUAGCAACCUUAAAGCAGAAAUAUACUCAGAGCAAUGGACGAAGGCCUUUUGGUAUAUCUGCCUUGAUUGUAGGUUUUGAUGAUGAUGGUGUCCCAAGAUUAUAUCAGACUGAUCCCUCUGGUACUUACCACGCUUGGAAGGCAAAUGCAAUAGGUCGAAGUGCCAAAACUGUCCGAGAAUUUCUGGAAAAGAAUUACACAGAAGAUGCCAUAGCACAUGACAAUGAAGCUAUCAAAUUAGCAAUAAGAGCUUUGUUGGAAGUUGUCCAGUCUGGUGGAAAAAACAUUGAACUUGCUAUAAUAAGAAGAAACCAACCUUUGAAGAUGUUUAGUGCCAAAGAAAUUGAAUUACAAGUAAAUGAAAUAGAAAAGGAAAAAGAAGAAGCAGAGAAGAAAAAAUUAAAGAAGACCACCUAA
This is a messenger RNA of Dama dama (fallow deer), 753 nucleotides long. It is a transcript of the gene PSMA8, whose product is annotated as proteasome 20S subunit alpha 8. Lineage: Eukaryota; Metazoa; Chordata; Mammalia; Artiodactyla; Cervidae. Gene Ontology annotation, cellular component: proteasome core complex; proteasome core complex, alpha-subunit complex; nucleus. Bases 1 to 753 code for a protein of 250 amino acids. Gene Ontology annotation, biological process: ubiquitin-dependent protein catabolic process. The record is from RefSeq and is a predicted model, not a curated record. The transcript is spliced from 7 exons.